GUCGCCUCGCCUCCUUGUCGCCGAGCAUGUCAUCUGCCAAUGUCACAGAUGACAGUGUCCCGGAUCGCGGUCCGGCAGUCUUCGCCGUGACGAUCGCGACCUUCGUCUUGGCCACUGUCAUGGUCGCCGCCCGUCUAUUUUGCAGACGCUUCAUUGUCAGAAACGUCAGUUGGGACGAUAAGACCAUGUUUUUGGCUUGGCUGAUUGCUUUUGGACUGUCUUUUACCAUCUGUUUUGGCACCCGCAAGGGCCUUGGACGCUAUGAUGAAGAUAUAUCACGAGGGCAUCAGGGUUCGUUGCGAGCGUGUGAAUAUGUGUUUUCGAUUCUAUACAAUCCUGCCCUCAUGGCGACGAAAACCAGCGUGUUGAUCUUCUACUUGCGCCUUUCCAAGAACACCAAGAAAGUGCUUAGAUUUGCCUCUUGGGUCACCCUGGGCAUCGUCAACCUCGCCGGCACUGUCCUCACACUCAUCAACAUUUUCCAAUGCCGGCCGGUCCAGGCGGCGUGGGAAAUAUGGCCCAGCAACGCGCAAUGUAUUCCGCUUCUCACCGAGUUUAUCUGCUCCGCCCCAAUCAACAUCGUUACCGACCUGGCCAUUCUGGCCCUGCCGAUCCCGGUUCUCACGGGAAUGAGAUUGCCGCCGAGGCAAAAAAUCAUCCUCGUACUCACCUUUACUCUCGGUAUCUUCGUCACCAUCGUGGACGUGGUCCGAAUCUACUAUCUUCAGCAGGCCGUGACGUCCGUGCCUACCGGCGUCUCCACGGAUCCCGGCUCCCACUUUGGCGGAACGCCCGACUUUGCUUGGAACUCGUCCUUGUCCUUUAUGUGGUCGGCUGUGGAGGUGAAUGUAGGAAUGGCGUGCGCCUGUAUCCCGACACUCAAACCCCUCAUCAUCAAGAUUCUUCCCGCCAUGAUCAUUGAUCCUGAUGGCACGCGGUCAAGCACCAACACCGAAAAGGAUGCCCCCGAAAGCCCCAGAAACCGAAACGGUAGCGACGGUCUUGUGCCACCCACCAAUCCCAACCAUCGUGGCUCGGUCAACAUCCAGGAGCCCCCGACGACGAUCCGCGCCAGCCGUGACUUCAACGGAGCUAUCAACGUGGACGACAAUGGCAUGUCGGCGCUGGAAUUCCUCACAACGCCGGACAUGACCUUGGCCGAGUUCGAGGCAACUGGAGCGAGCAGACUUCGAGGCGUCCAUACAAGAACCUCAAUGGCGACGAGCAGGGAAAACACCAUUUAUUUCGGUUUCGUCAACAUGAAGCGGCCGAAAAGCAUGGUCAAGUGCGACGCUCACGAAUCGUUUCGUUACUGCCUCGUUGUCACCAUCCUCUUCCUCAUGUGGGGUAUCUCGUACGGCCUCCUAAAUACCCUGAACAACGUCAUUUCCAAUGUGUCCAACAUGACGGUUGCGCAGACUCUGGGUCUCACCACCGCCUAUUUUGGAGGUGGUUAUUUUUUUGGCCCCUUACUGGUAGGGGAAUGGAUCCUGAGGCGAGACGAGCACCAUCGAAGAAACCGCAAGAACAACAAACAAGACGCCGAGAGCGUGGGGGGCUUCAAAGUCACCUUCAUCGUCGGACUCUGUUUCUAUGGUGUUGGAACCAUCAUAUUUUGGCCAUCCGCCGUCACCAAGUCCUGGGGUGGUUUCCUGCUCAGCAACUUCGUCGUCGGCUUCGGCCUGUCUGUGCUGGAGACGGGAGCCAAUGCGUUCCUCAUCUUGUGCGGCCCGCCGGAGUACGGAGAGACGCGAUUGCUUCUCGCUCAAGGCGUCCAGGGCAUUGGGGCCGUUCUGAGCGGCCUCAUGGCCCAACGUGUCUUUUUCACCAAAAUCACCAACCAGGGCGGGUCCGACUCGACGACGCUACUUAACGUGCAAUGGACAUAUCUGGCCAUCACGCUGCUUUGCGUGGCACUCGGCCUCUUCUUCUACUAUAUGCCCCUCCCGGAAUUGAACGACAAUGAACUGCAGGAAUCGGCAGAUCGACUCCCCGUCAACCCCCAGAAGCGCAGCAUCGGCGGUCUGCAACUCCGCACGUGGAGUUUGAUUCUGGCCGUCCUUGCGCAAUGGACAUAUGUUGCUUGCCAGGAAAGCAACAACAUCUUCUUCCGAUCCCUCAUCAUCGCCGUCCUUCCCAACCAGGAGGACUCGGGCGCGGGUGCAACAAAUGCCGACACGAACCCAGGAGAGAACAGCGACAAGCCACCCGGCCUCACGAUAGGCGUCACCGACUAUCAUCUAGUCGCCCACAGCGUAUUCACCAUUUCGCGAUUCAUGGUCGCCUUUCUGACAUAUAUGUCAGUCCGCAAGCCGCGCAUGCCGAAGCCAAGAACGUGGCUGGCCAUCAGCGUUGGACUGUCUAUUCUGUUCGCCCUCCUCACCGUCGUCUGGAAACCGGCGGACCCCAACAUGCUGAUGGUCGCUGUGAUCCUCUUCUAUUUCGCAGAAGGCCCCGUCUGGCCCCUCAUCUUCGCAAUCGGUCUCCGCGGCCAAGGCCGACGUACUAAGCGUGCGGCUGCCUUCAUCACCAUGGGUGGCUCCGGCGCAGCCUUCUUCCCCUAUGUCGUGUAUGCCAUCAUCAACAACGGCGCCACGGUGCAGCUCUCGUUCGUUGUCAUUGUGGCCCUUUUCGCCCUCACGGCCUUCUAUCCCAUCUGGCUGUCGUUUGUGCAUGAUGCCAAGACCAUGACGGACCCUGCGCACUCGUACAUCUCUCCAGAGGAGCGUGUUGCGGGCCAAGACGAGAUAGACAUGAACCGGGAAGUGAGAAGGCGGCGGAGGACAAUGUCCACGAUCGCGGCCAAGAGCAAGCGUGGCAGCAUCUUCAGCAAGAUCUCCAACCUCGGCAGGACCAACGGCGAAAGCGUCACGCCGCCGGCAGUGGAGCAUUCCGAAGAGAAGAAUGCCUCCAGUAAGGCGUCUGAGGGCAGCGACGACACCCAUCGGACGCAGACAGUAUGAGCGAGCGAACCUUUUGAAUAUUUGCAGGGCACACAAGGCAUCUGCUAAGCCUUUAUAAUUAAUUGCUAUAUACCCAAUGAUAAUGAUGUUCAAUGAAUAGAAAAAAAGUUUAUGAUCCAACACUGAAGUCGUGUGCAUGGUAUCUGUGUGUGUAUGCGAAUUUCAGCCCUGAAAAGGAGUAUUACUUCCCCC
This is a messenger RNA of Colletotrichum destructivum, 3155 nucleotides long. RefSeq names its product Putative major facilitator superfamily, MFS transporter superfamily. Lineage: Eukaryota; Fungi; Ascomycota; Sordariomycetes; Glomerellales; Glomerellaceae. The record is from RefSeq and is a predicted model, not a curated record. The coding region runs from base 27 to 2963 and encodes 978 amino acids. The transcript has 2 exons.